Molecule: messenger RNA, 1215 nt
Organism: Brassica oleracea var. oleracea
Lineage: Eukaryota; Viridiplantae; Streptophyta; Magnoliopsida; Brassicales; Brassicaceae
Product: zinc transporter 3
Exons: 3
Coding region: 54-1082 (342 amino acids)
Biological process (GO): zinc ion transmembrane transport
Cellular component (GO): plasma membrane
Molecular function (GO): zinc ion transmembrane transporter activity
Source: RefSeq, a predicted model, not a curated record
UUUCAUCAUCAAAAAAAUCUCUUCUCAGAAACCCUAAACUAUACAAAGACAUAAUGAUGAAAAACGUGAAACUCUUACUCUUCUUCAUCUCCAUCUCCCUCCUCCUGAUCGCCGUUGCUCAAGCUCAGGAUAGCCAUGAGGGCCAUUCACAUUCCGGGAAGCCUCAAUGCGAGUGCUCACACGACGACGACCACGAAAACAAAGCCGGAGCUCGCAAAUACAAAAUAGCAGCCAUCCCAGCCGUUCUACUCGCCGGAGUGAUCGGUGUUCUCUUCCCUCUCUUAGGCAAAGUCUUCCCUUCUCUGCGUCCCGAGACAUCUUUCUUCUUCGUCACGAAAGCUUUCGCUGCCGGAGUUAUCCUGUCUACCGGAUUCAUGCACGUCUUGCCUGAGGCUUACGUGAUGCUUAACUCGCCGUGCCUCACGUCGGAAGCGUGGGAGUUUCCGUUCACUGGAUUCAUCGCCAUGGUAGCAGCGAUCUUGACGCUGUCCGUUGAUACGUUUGCUACUUCGAGUUUCUAUAAAUCGCAUUGCAAAGCGUCGAAAACGAUCAUUGAUGGAGAGUCCGGUGAGCCAUCCGUGGACUCUGCCAAGGUCCAGAUUCUCAGGACAAGAAUUAUUGCACAGGUACUGGAGCUGGGAAUAAUAGUACAUUCAGUGGUAAUAGGAAUAUCACUUGGAGCUUCACAGAGUCCAGAAGCCGCAAAAGCUCUCUUCAUUGCCUUAAUGUUUCAUCAAUGCUUCGAAGGUCUUGGCCUUGGUGGUUGUAUUGCUCAGGGAAAAUUCAAGUGUUUGUCAGUAACAAUAAUGUCGACGUUCUUCGCGGUAACAACACCAAUAGGUAUCGUUGUCGGAAUGGGGAUAUCAGAUACGUACGAUGAGUCUUCUCCAACGGCUCUGAUCGUUCAAGGAGUAUUGAACGCUGCAUCCGCAGGUAUUCUCAUCUACAUGUCUCUGGUCGACCUUCUCGCAGCAGACUUCAUGCACCCUAAGAUGCAAUCCAAUACUGGGCUUCAAAUCAUGGCCCACAUUGCUCUUCUUCUUGGUGCUGGUCUCAUGUCUUUAUUGGCUAAAUGGGCUUGAUGAUUCCUUUCUUCUAACACAUUCGUUGUUUUUGUUCAUGGCAUAUCAAUGGUUAUCGUGAACUAGCAUCUUUUCUAUGUUGUUAACCAUUUGUUCUUAUUCUCCUUUUCAAUUAUAAUUUUGAGCAUCUCUA